AGGACUGCUACUGACUUCAACUUUAGUUUGCUCACGAGCCGUCCUGACAAACACUUAGUAUACAUCCGUAUGUGAGAGGAGGAGCUUGAGGGAAAUGAAUCUGCUCCCCAGAGUCUCUGCUAAGCUGCAUGUGGCUACUCUUUCAGACAUCACAAAGGUCAAAUCCCAAGACGCUUUCAUCAGGGCCGUGUGUGCUGCUGAGCCUCUUGUUGUGAUCAAUGCAGUGGGCGUUUUAAAGGAGCUGAAGUUUUUGCUGCUGAUCCAGUCCAUAUCAGAACUUCUGUGUCAGUACUCCUGCCAAUUGGCAUCUACUGCAGGACGAGGCCUUAAGAGUUGUGCUGAGCUGGCUGCUAAACUGAAUGCUGCAGUGAGAGCUUCUCGAGCUCGUGGAGCUUCUGGCCGUGUCCCCGGUGAGCUGCGGGUCAGCCAGACGGGAAAGACUGCUCCUCCUCUAAGUUAUUAAUCACAUUCAUGCUGUUUGUUUGUCUUAUUGUCUUGUUUGAGGAUCCAUACAUUUUGUUUUUUAUCAAUUAAACGA
This is a messenger RNA of Centropristis striata (black sea bass), 538 nucleotides long. RefSeq names its product electron transfer flavoprotein subunit alpha, mitochondrial-like. NCBI's taxonomy places the organism in Eukaryota, Metazoa, Chordata, Actinopteri, Perciformes, Serranidae. The record is from RefSeq and is a predicted model, not a curated record. Bases 95 to 463 code for a protein of 122 amino acids. The transcript has 5 exons. Gene Ontology annotation, molecular function: flavin adenine dinucleotide binding; electron transfer activity. Gene Ontology annotation, cellular component: mitochondrion.